CACGAUGCGUGUACGUGCUCGACAAAUAAAAAUGCAACGAGAUUGAGCCGAGAGGCGGGCGCAGAGCGUGUUCAAUUUCGCGCGUCCCCCGAGCCUCGAUGAUCCAGUUUACCCUUCGAACAUCGCGCGUUCAACGGAAUUUUAAUACCGACCGGUCAUCGGUCGAUGGAUUCGCGCGGCGUUAUCGGAAAAAUUCGUCGGUUAAUUCGCGGAUAAUUGUCGUUCGUUACGGGAAGUGCAGAUUAAUUUUACAGUGAUCGUUCGAAGAGUGUCGGAAAUAUCCGUCGCCGGUCCAUCGUCGGCCGGGAAAAUGGAUCGCGCUCGUUCGGACGCCGACGGACCGUUCCCUCGAUCGAGCCGGAUAGAAAGUGGCGUGUUCUAAUUAUCGGACUCGAUCACGCGUCGCCAAGGGAAGCUUCGCCGAGGGAGGAGAUUCAGCGCGAGGGUCGCCGCCGAUGGGCAGCAGCUGAACACGCCCCUGGAGGAGAAUAUUAGCGCCGGGCGGCGAGAGGGAGCGAUCAGGAUGUGAGGACGGACGCGUCCACCGUGAAACGUGACGUUUGCGCCGCGUGCUACCGAAAAACUAUCGAGAAGGGCAAACAUGUUCAAGUCGCGCACGUCGGUCUCGCCGUUCCUGGUCACGUGGCCGACCACGUCGUCGACGAUCCUCAGGUCGGCGUCCGGGAUCGGGACGACCGUGCGUUACACGAGCAUCAGCGUGUACGACGUGAUCGAUCAAACAUCCGUGAACACCGAGGGCAAGGCGGACGUGGAGUACACGCCGUACGAGAACCGGCCGGAGACUUACAUCGUGCCGCUGGUGUUUCUGCUGAUACUACUGAUCGGACUGACCGGAAACGGCGUGCUCGCGCUCACCAUACUGCGGCAUAGCAACAUGAGAAACGUUCCCAAUAUUUAUGUCUUCUCGCUGGCGCUCGGCGACCUGCUGGUGAUAGUGACAACGGUCCCGUUCAUCAUCAUCCUCUACAUAGUGGACUCGUGGCCUUUCGGACUGGUGCUGUGCAAAAUCUCCGAGUGCGCCAAGGAUAUAUCCGUCGGCGUGUCCGUGUUCACGUUGACAGCGCUCUCCGCGGACAGGUUCUUUGCCAUCGUCGACCCCAUGAGGAAACUUCACACCACAGGUACAGGAAGGAGAGCGACGCGGUUCACUGUGAUCGUCGCCGCGAUGAUUUGGCUGUUGGCCAUUAUCUGCGCCAUUCCAGCUUCCUUUUCCUACAUCAAGAACUUCCGGGUGAACAAGAACGUGAGCUUUCAGGCGUGCUACCCAUUCCCAAUAGAAUUCGGUCCAAAUUACCCAAAGACGAUCCUGGUCUGCCGUUUCUUCAUUUACUACGCGAUACCUCUGAGCAUCAUCGCGGUGUUCUACAUUCUAAUGGCGAGACACUUGAUGAAGAGCACCAGGAACAUUCCGGGCGAGAUGCAAGGUCAGGUGAGGCAAAUGAAAGCCCGCAAGAAGGUCGCCAAGAUGGUAAUGGCGUUCGUGAUAGUGUUCGCCGUGUGCUUCUUUCCGCAGCAUGUCUUCAUGCUGUGGUUCUACAUCCACCCGACCGCGGCAGAGGACUACAACACGUUCUGGCACUGCUUCCGCAUCCUCGGCUUCUGCCUGGCGUUCAUCAACAGCUGCAUCAAUCCGAUCGCGCUCUACUGCGUCAGCGGGACAUUCCGAAAAUACUUCGACAGGUAUCUACUUUGCUGCAUACCCGGCAGGAUGCGCGGCCGGCAGCGUCGCUCGUCAGACCUCAGCUCCCGCGGCCGGGGGCAAAGUUUCUCGAUGAUGAGCUCGAGGAGGUACAUGGGCGACUCCCGGAGGGGUCAUCGCGGCACCAUGCACAUGGCCAUCCUGGAUAACGACGUUAGGACCAGCCUGCCGAUCAAGGAACAGGAAACGACCAUCACUCUGACCGGAUGCCCGAACGGCGCCGACGAGGCUCUCAGAAGUCAUCGGAAUUCAGCGACGGAAUAGUGAAUUAGCCGGGCACCUUGUUCCUCGAAAUACCAAAGGACUGAAUUAUUCAGCAGCAACAUGGACCUGUCGAUGAACGACACGGUGUGUUAGCCAGUUUCGGUCGCGGCAAAAGCGUCGGGGCGACGGAUGUUACCGCGAAGUUGCUGCGCCGUGACGUUACACGGAAUAUUUUGUGCCCCGCGGAACUGACGUCGGAACUAUGCAUAAACCAUCUGAUUCUUAACACUGGUACCACCGAGUACUUGAAUCGAGUAUUCAAAAUUCCCCGUGAGAGCCAUAACGUGUUAACACGUUGAGCGCCAUGUCACCGAUUGACGCUACUGGGUUGCUUGAAAGCAAUCGUAACGUGCAAGAUAACCGAUGUCGAAUGAUGUUUAAUAACGGAGUUGAUAAUAGUGCGCUGCAAUGGUUGCAACGAAUAAUUAAUAAUUUCCCCUGAUUUUCUUUAGUACAAACGAAUGGAUCUAUGAAAAAUAGAGAUUGUCGUGACGCUUAACGUAUUGAGGUUUCAACGCUUAUACAGCUAAUUAGAUGUUACUAAAUUAGUUAACACAUUGCGUGCUGGUAACGAGAAAUCUCGUUUUUAUAUGAAGACUCUCAGCAAAUUAACUUUGAUAAUUACCACAGCAUUCAAGGAAAUAUAAAGUUUGGUUAGAACUACUUGUCCAUUUGAAAUAUAUUACGUAAUAUGAUACUUGAAUUUUUUUGUAGAUAGCGAUAUAAGUGGAUCUCACUGAAAAUCCGCACAUCAAUUUUCUGAUAAUUAGCCGGUACGCAAUGUGUUAAGAAUUUCUCAAACGAGUACCUCUUCCUUUCAGUAAUUACAAAACGAAUACUUAUGCCGAUUUUGAAGUUUGACUACAGGCGACACUGAAAUUGCUAACCGAUUCCUAGUUUCUAUCUCGAUUUGGUAACACACGGAAGCUUUCGUAGAAUAUUUCUUUAAAUAACUUAAUCUCAUAAUGUCCAAAGUGAAAUAUAUUCGAUCGAAACCUCGGCAUUGUAAUUUCAGUGAGAAGGUACAGAAAAGUCGAUUCGCCUGACGCGGUUCUAGGGUUGGUAACGUCCGACGUCUCGACGCUCGCACCACCACGACCUCAGCGUCGGAAAUGGAAAAGUGUCCCACGGGAACGCGCCGCGUCCGCCGAAAUAAAUGAAGAUCGAUCUUGAACCCUGACGACGCGCGGGAAACGAGGCAUCGUGUGCGAGCGAAUUAACCAUUGACUGGCCACAGUGGGUUCGGUGUUCCGGACAACAGUGACGUUUCUCCUCGGUUCACUGCUCGCGUGUGCCUGCAGCCAGCACGAGAAACUGGCGCAAUUUGUAAAUUGCAUCGAGGGACGGGU
Molecule: messenger RNA, 3333 nt
Organism: Nomia melanderi (Alkali bee)
Lineage: Eukaryota; Metazoa; Arthropoda; Insecta; Hymenoptera; Halictidae
Product: neuropeptide CCHamide-1 receptor-like
Biological process (GO): G protein-coupled receptor signaling pathway
Cellular component (GO): plasma membrane
Molecular function (GO): neuropeptide Y receptor activity
Source: RefSeq, a predicted model, not a curated record